Papaver somniferum (opium poppy) is the source of this 1320-nucleotide messenger RNA. Its product is annotated as tyrosine--tRNA ligase, cytoplasmic-like. Bases 92 to 943 code for a protein of 283 amino acids. The record is from RefSeq and is a predicted model, not a curated record. Gene Ontology annotation, molecular function: tRNA binding. Lineage: Eukaryota; Viridiplantae; Streptophyta; Magnoliopsida; Ranunculales; Papaveraceae. The transcript has 3 exons.
GAUACAGGUUCCUGUCUUUAACAGAAUCCACCCUCAUCAUCUGCUUCCAGAUUUCCUCUCUGAAUUCACUUUGAGAUUUUCUUUAAGCAGUAUGGCUGCCACUGUAUCUUUUUCUGCUGCUGCAGUUUUAGCCAGAAAUGGGAAACCCUUAUGCCGUUCUUUCAACACUUUCUGUUUCCGUCGCACCAUUUCCAACUACUUUUCUUCUUCUAGCAUCAGAAAUGUUAAACCUUUAUCAGCAAUUGUACAUUCUUCUUCCUCCUCCUCUUCGAUUUCCUCCUUAUUGGAAUCUACACAAAGAAGAUUCUGUCGUUCUGCAUCAUCUGAAACAGCAGCAGGUAUCAAUACAGCUGCUGAAGAUGUAACCCUAGAUUCUACUGUGUCAUCUCCUUCUGAAGUGGAGGAAGAAAAGGAAGAGGAGGACCCAAUUAGGAAAUCAGCAGCAGCAUUGGAUAUUAGGGUUGGAAAAAUUCUUAAAGCUUGGGUACAUCCUGAGGCAGAUUCUCUUUAUAUCGAAGAAGUUGAUUGUGGGGAACCAGAACCAAGAACUAUUUGCAGUGGACUUGUUAAAUAUGUCCCUUUAGAUCAACUUCAGGAUGCACAAGUAAUUGUCCUUGCUAAUCUUAAGCCUCGGAACAUGUGUGGUGUCAAGUCAAAUGGAAUGCUUUUGUGUGCCUCUGAUGCUUCUCACGAGAAUGUCGAGCUUCUUCAGGCUCCAGAAGGUUCAAUUCCUGGUGAGAGGAUAUGGUUCGGCGCAGAAGAUGAAAAAAAUAGUUCUGAACCUGCCUCUCCUAAUCAGAUUCAAAAGAAAAAGAUUUGGGAAGCGGUGAAGCCUCAUAUGAAGACUGAUAGUAAUUGUGUUGCUGCCGUUGGGGUGCAUCCUAUGAGAACAUCUGCUGGCUUAGUUGUAUGCAAAUCUUUGCGCGACGGGAAUGUAUCUUGAUAAACUAAGAUUGGACUCCAAAAUGCACGGUUUCUUUAUUUGACGCUAUCGAGGUGUUUUAUAUGUGGCACCAUGGUGGUAAGUGUUCUACAUUGUGAAAGGUUAAUAAUGUUUUCAAACAUUUUACGACAGGUUGUACCUAUUUUUGCUUUCGGGUAGUCUAUUGCUUACUUGUUGCAUGUGGUGCAAGUGCCCAGAGUUGUUCAACCCGGCACUUGCAUCUCAUACUGAAUGCGAAGGUGACUUGUGUUCAUGUCAGAUUGGAGACAGUUUCAUAUACAUUUGAUUCAGAUUAUUAAGCUGGAUUUUCUAGCAUGUCAUUCGCUGAAUCUAUGUUACCUGCACAUCAAUUGAAUUAUAAACGGAAGAUCAUUAUA